UCUGGCAGCCCGAGCUGGUGAAGAUCUAGAACCUCUGUGUUUAAAGGGCAUCCAAAAAAGGACCGCUAAUAGGUUAGGUGUCAAACAUUGCAGAGUGCUUCUCCUGAAUGACAUGGAGCGACAAGAGCGCACGUUGUUCCGCUUGGAGCAAGGCUAUGAACUUCAGUUUCGUUUGGGGCCAACCCUACAGGGAAUGAAUGUGCAUGUCUAUACUAACUACCCAGCACCAGGCAAGACGUUCAGCAGCUCCAGCUUCCGUCUACUGGAGUGGAUUAACCCCAGUGGAAGAGAAGAUGACUCGGACAAGUAUUGCACACUGGACAUGAAGAUAGCAGGGUCUUAUCAAUAUUACUUUGGCUGUGGAAAUGCAGAAAGGACUGGUGGUGGCUACAUUGUGGUGGAUCCGGUGUUGCAAGUUGGCCAGGAGAGGAAAAUCCUGCCUCUGGAUUGCAUCACAAUUCAGACUUACCUGGCCAAGUGUCUGGGCCCGCUGGACGAAUGGCUGGAUAGGCUUAGAGUUGCCAAGGAAACUGGUUACAAUAUGAUCCACCUCACGCCACUUCAGAAACUCGGCAUAUCACGAUCAUGCUACUCCAUAGCCGAUCAGCUAGAACUGAACCCGGAUUUCUCUCCGCCUGGCAAAAACUACACCUGGACAGAUGUUGGAAACCUGACAGAGAAACUUAAGAAAGAGUGGAACAUGAUUUGCAUCACAGACGUUGUGUACAACCACACAGCUGUUAACAGCAAGUGGAUCAGACUUCAUCCGGAGUGCGGUUAUAACCUAGUUAACUCUCCUCAUCUGAAACCAGCCUGGUUGCUGGACAGAGCCCUGUGGCACUUCAGCUGUGCUAUAGCAGAAGAAAAAUACAGCAACAGCGGCCUUCCAGCUCUUAUUGAGAAUGAGAAACACAUUACUAUGCUUCAAGGGCUCCUGUGGAAGGAGGUUUUCACCCAGCUGAAACUAUGGGAGCUUUUACAGGUGAACGUUGAGAAAACUGUGGAGCAGUUUCGGAAGCUCCUUCAGUCUGGGGACAAACCUGUGGGACCCGAGUUGGAAACAAAAAACAAAUUAAAGAUUAUACAAGAUUCAGAAUACAGACGCUUGUGCAGCACCAUAGACAUGCAACUCGCCCUGGAUAUUUUUGGCAGACACACUAAUGGCCCUUUAUCCAUCCAAGAGAGCUGUGAUUGGUUAAAAAAAAGUCUAGAAGAACUAAAUGUGGAAUGCUAUAAGGAAAUGCAUGGCCAUCAUAAGCAGGCUUUAAAUUGUAUUGUAGAAACGGUUCGCUAUGAAAGGCUUUCCACCCAUGGUCCGAAACUUGGACCCAUCACCCGAAUUAAUCCUUUGGUGACAAGAUAUUUUACCUUCCCAUUUGAAGACAUGUCUAUGGAUGAGGAAAAACAACUACUGCAGAAUCCAAAUGAUGCUUGUCAUUUGAUCGCUCAAAACGGAUGGGUCGUGGGAGACGACCCCCUUAGAAACUUUGCAGAGCCAGGGUCUAAUGUGUAUCUCAGAAGAGAACUUGUUUGCUGGGGUGACAGUGUUAAACUUCGCUAUGGUGACAAACCCGAGGACUGUCCGUACUUGUGGGCUCACAUGAAGAAGUACACGGAGAUCACAGCCAAGCAUUUCUCUGGUGUGCGUCUGGAUAACUGCCACUCCACACCCAUUCAUGUGGCUGAGUAUAUGUUGGCCGUAGCUCGUGAACACAGGCCUGAUCUAUACGUUGUGGCUGAGCUCUUUACGGGUAGCGAGGAACUGGACAAUGUCUUUGUCACUAAGCUCGGCAUUACCUCCCUUAUCCGAGAGGCCAUGAGUGCAGGUGACAGCCGUGAGGAGGGGCGACUGGUGGAUCGGUUCGGAGGUCAACCUGUAGGCUCUUUCAUACAGCCAAACCUAAGACCUUUAGUGCCAACCAUCGCUCAUGCCAUGCUUCUGGAUGUGACCCAUGACAAUAAAUGCCCCAUUCAGGUUCGUUCGGUGUAUGAUGCUUUACCCACUUCUGCUAUCGUCUCUAUGGCCUGUUGUGCCACAGGCAGCACUAGAGGAUACGAUGAGCUCAUUCCUCAUCAGAUUUCAGUAGUAAAAGAGGAGCGUCUGUACUCCAAAUGGAACCCCAGUGCACUGCCCUCUUCUGUUGGUGAAGUGAACCUGCAAACUGGCAUAAUGGCAGGAAAACUGGCACUCAACAAACUCCACCAAGAGCUGGCAGAGAAGAGCUUUACUCAGGUUUAUGUCGAUCAACUAGAUGAAGACACAGUGGCUAUAACCAGGCACUGCCCCAGCACACAUCAGUCUGUUGUGACAGUGGCUCGUACGGCAUUUAAAAACCCUGACACACACCAGUACAAAAAACAUCUGGCACCAAUGUAUAUUCCAGGUAAAAUCCAUGAGGUGAUUUUAGAGGCGAGAAUGGUGGAGAGAAACGCUGAGUCAUUUGUGCAAGAUGAGAAGUUCAUUAAUGGCAUGCAGAAGUGCACGGUUGAAAUCCGUGAACACAUAAAGGUAAAGGACAGUGAAAUAGUUAAACGUGGAAACGCGACCACAAAGGGCCGCAACGAGUUUGUUGAAGAGAUUUUGUUUGAAAAGCUCACCCCCGGUAGUGUUAUAGCAUUCAGGGUGAGUCUUGAUCCAAAUUCUCAGAACAUGGUCGGCUUUCUGCGAACUCAACUGUCACAAUUUAACCGGACCUACAAGCAUGGCAGUCUCACUGACUGUAAUGUUCCUGAGAUCCUCAAGAUACCAUUAGGAUUAUUAAUGUCCAAACUGACUUUGACCGAUCUGAACGUGGUGUUGUUUCGCUGUGAGGCUGAGGAACAGGAAGAUGGAAGUGGCUGCUAUAAUAUUCCAUCCUGGAAGCCUUUAAAGUACGGAGGCUUACAAGGUUUUAUGUCUGUAUUGUCUGAGAUUCGCCCCAAAAAUGACCUCGGACAUCCGUUCUGUGAAAAUCUCAGACAAGGGGAUUGGAUGAUCGAUUAUGUGAGCGCUCGCUUGAUUAAUAAAGGUGGAGCCUUGCUCGAGGUGGGAAAGUGGUUCAGUGCCAUAUUUACGUAUCUCAAACAUAUUCCACGCUAUCUUGUGCCACGUUACUUUGAUGCCAUCAUCCUUGGCGCCUAUGCCACAGCUGUAGAUGCUGCACUCAAACAAAUGUCCAGCUUUGUUCAGAACGGCUCGACCCUGGUCAAGCAGUUGGCACUGGGAUCGGUUCAGAUGUGUGGGGUGGGUCGCGUGCCAGCCCUGCCCCCCCUUUCCCUUACACUGAAAGACGUCCCGGUUCGCAUCAAUCCUGAGACUAAUCAAGAGGAGCAGUGUUGUGUUUCCAUUGCCGCAGGUCUUCCUCAUUUCUCCACCGGAAUCUUCCGCUGCUGGGGCCGAGACACUUUUAUAGCUCUGCGUGGUCUCAUGCUUUUAACAGGGAGAUAUGUUGAGGCCAGAAAUAUCAUCUUGGCAUUUGCUGGCACAAUGCGCCACGGUCUGAUCCCCAACCUGCUUGGUCAGGGUGUGUCAGCGCGGUACAAUUGCCGUGAUGCAGUUUGGUGGUGGCUUCAGUGUAUCCAGGAUUAUUGUGACAUCGUGCCAGAUGGUAGAGAUAUCCUAAUGUGCCAUGUAUCUCGUAUGUAUCCCACAGAUGAUUGUGAGCCACAGCCACCUGGGACAGUGGACCAUGAGCAGCCAUUAUAUAAGGUCAUUCAAGAAACCAUGCAGCGUCAUGUGCAAGGAAUAAACUUCAGAGAGAGAAACGCAGGGCCGCAGAUUGACCAAACCAUGCAAGAUGAAGGUUUUAAUGUACAAGCCAAAGUAAAUCUUGAGACAGGUUUUGUUUACGGUGGAAAUGGCUUCAACUGCGGGACAUGGAUGGACAAAAUGGGAAAAAGUGUCAGAGCCCAUAAUAAAGGUGUUCCAGCCACACCCAGGGAUGGCUCCGCCGUUGAGAUUGUUGGUCUUUGUAAGUCAGCGGUGCGCUGGCUGAUGACAAUGAACGAGAAGGGACAUUUCCCUUACUCCUCCGUCACCAUACACAGAGAUGGUGAAGAACACUCCAUGUCCUAUAAAGAGUGGAAUCAAAAAAUCCUUGAGAAUUUUGAAAAGAUGUUCUACGUGUCAGAUGACCCUGCAGACCCGAAUGAACGUAACCCCGACCUGGUCCACAAAAGAUGCAUUUACAAGGACAGUUACGGGGCAUCCCACCCCUGGUGUGACUACCAGCUCAGACCCAACUACACCAUCGCCAUGGUGGUGGCACCAGAGUUGUUUACGGUGGAUAAUGCUUGGGCAGCUUUGGAGAUUGCAGAAAAGAAGCUGUUGGGCCCUUUGGGAAUGAAAACACUAGACCCAGAUGAUAUGGUGUACUGUGGUGUCUAUGACUGUACUGUGGAUAAUGACAACUACUGCUGUGCAAAAGGAUUCAAUUAUCACCAAGGACCUGAAUGGCUUUGGCUGGUCGGAUAUUUCUUACGAGCUAAACUUUAUUUUGCUAAAAAAAUGGGUCAAGAAACAUACAACAAAACCAAGUACUUGGUGAAGAACGUUCUGUCGAGACUUCACGCCCAUUUAGAAAGAUCCCCUUGGAAAGGUUUACCAGAGCUAACCAAUGAGAAUGGACGGUACUGCCCUUUCAGCUGUGAAACGCAGGCAUGGUCCAUUGCCACCGUUCUGGAUGCCCUGUAUGAUCUGUGACGGUCAAAGAAAGUUCCUGAAGAUCUCAUGAGCUUGUCCAGAAUACAUUCACAAUCUCCUCUGUUUUAUAAAAACUAAGGCCGCUGUUCUUGCAUAAACAUAUUGUAGAAACGUUUUCCAUGCUUUACUUUGUUGUGCAAACGUUGUAGUUUGUAUUUUGGCCAAAGUGUUUUUCAGGGGUGUUUGUUUGUUAGCUGUUAUAGCGUGUCCAUCAAGCACAAGAAUAUAUCCUUGACAUGCCAACUAUUUUAAUCUUCAUUCUGUAUCAUCAAAAGUCAUUGGAAACUCUGAAAGAUCUAUUAAAAGCAUGUUACUUACA
Molecule: messenger RNA, 5000 nt
Organism: Paramisgurnus dabryanus
Lineage: Eukaryota; Metazoa; Chordata; Actinopteri; Cypriniformes; Cobitidae
Product: glycogen debranching enzyme-like
Biological process (GO): glycogen catabolic process; glycogen biosynthetic process
Molecular function (GO): 4-alpha-glucanotransferase activity; amylo-alpha-1,6-glucosidase activity
Source: RefSeq, a predicted model, not a curated record